GGCCGUGCAGGCAGCCCAGCUGCAUUGGAUUGCUGCAGGGGGAAACUGCAUCUCUCUGCGAGGCGCGAAGCCAGCGGGGGGGCAUUUUCUAACCUACAGAGGAAAAGCCCCAGCACUGGAAUCCAAUUCCUCAGAAAGUGUCCAUCACACAGGAAGGAGAUCCACUAUGCCUGCAACAGGCUUGUGAUUCAGAGACAGUUCUGCGGAAGCCCUGCGCCUGAACCCCCCACGCGAGAUGAAUAUCUCCCAGAGGCCCCCGGUGCAGGAGGAUUUCCUGCCCAACGUCAGCCUUGCGCCACGCAAUGCGACUGCGGCCGACGGCGCGAGCAAGCCCACGGUCUGUGAGCAGGUGAGCAUCGCCACGGAGGUGUUCCUCACCCUGGGCAUCGUCAGCCUGCUGGAGAACAUCCUGGUCAUCUGCGCCAUCGUCAAGAACAAGAACCUGCACUCGCCCAUGUACUUCUUUGUGUGCAGCCUGGCCGUGGCGGACAUGUUGGUGAGCGUCUCCAACGCCUGGGAGACCAUCAUCAUCUACCUCCUCAACAGUGGUCAGCUGGUGGUGAGCGACCACUUCAUCCGGCAGAUGGACAACGUCUUCGACUCCAUGAUCUGCAUCUCCGUCGUGGCCUCCAUGUGCAGCCUGCUGGCCAUCGCCGUGGAUCGCUACGUCACCAUCUUCUACGCCCUGCGCUACCACAACAUCAUGACCAUGCGGCGUGCGACCUUCAUCAUCGCCGGCAUCUGGACCUUCUGCACAGGCUGCGGCAUCGUCUUCAUCAUCUACUCAGACAGCACGCCCGUCAUCGUCUGCCUGGUGUCCAUGUUCUUUGCCAUGCUUCUCUUGAUGGCCUCUCUCUACAGUCACAUGUUCAUGCUGGCACGAUCCCACGUCAAGCGCAUCGCCGCGCUGCCCGGCCAAAACUCCGUCCACCCGCGCACCAGCAUGAAGGCUGCCAUCACCCUCACAAUCCUCCUGGGGAUCUUCAUCGUCUGCUGGGCGCCCUUCUUCCUCCACCUCAUCCUCAUGAUUUCCUGUCCCAGGAACAUCUACUGCGUCUGCUUCAUGUCCCAUUUCAACAUGUACCUCAUCUUGAUCAUGUGUAACUCCGUCAUCGACCCGCUCAUCUACGCCUUCCGUAGUCAUGAGAUGAGGAAGACCUUCAAGGAGAUCAUCUGCUGCUACAGUCUGCGUAACACCUGCGGAAUGUCCAGCAAGUACUAGCUCUGCUCUUUAAAGGAAACACAGGCGAACUCUGAGUCUGUACAGAAUAUCGUUUUGUACAACAACCUGAUCUCAUGAAAGGAUGGAAGUUUUGCCAGUAUUUAAGCUCACCAGACCAGAGGCCCUGAUUGUAUAGAGUAUGGCAUCUCUUUUCUUUUUGCAUGCUCAUGAAAAUUUGCAUGACUGUUCUAACUGAUCAAAUAAUUUUAGACUUAAUAGGUUACCCAACUAUAAAUAAUUAAAAUUUCAGGUUAAUGGUAAUUUCUGGGCACUCUGCAUUUUGUCUUCUGAGAUCAGGUACGUUGUACAUCGAUAUAUAAAAUAAAGCAUGACUUAAUUUUCACAGCAAAACCAGAGGCUCCCAUUUUCUUUGAAAGCUCCCGUGCUGCAUUGUUACAACGUGAAGGUGCUUAACGGCGUGAUUUAUCCUUACGUUGCUUUUCAGUUUUCUGCAAGAGACACAGGUUUUGCUCGUCUGCUAAGCUUUUGCUGUGAAAAAAAGUGAAUUUUUCCUUAAUGGUAAAAACACACAUUCAUUUGCAUCCAUUUUCUUUAAAUAUUUCCUGUAUUUGAAGUUUAUCCUGAUAAUAAUUGUGUUACUCAAAUAGUAUUUUGCAUUUUGAACUUAUUAAGUAUAAGUACUGAGAUUUUAGGAUACAUACUACACACUCCUGAGCACAGUUUCAUACGCUGGAGCAAAGAAGUAGAUGAUUUUUUAAAAAACCUGGUAUUGCAGAAUAGUUCAGGAUUAAACCAUAAUGCAUGACAAGACAGCUAAUAUUAAUGCAAGAUAAAGCACAGUUUUCUAAUACUGUAUAAAUCUGUAACAUACGUAAUACAUUGAUACUAAGGAAAGCAUGUUUAUAUGGCUAAGAAGAUGUGAUUUGCAGUAUGAAUCUUUAUGAUUUAUAUUUGCUUCUUUUCAAUAAUCCUUUCAGAAAUAUGAAUCCCAAUUUACUGACAUAUUUUAACAUUAUAUAUAGACACUCCUCUACUUACG
Messenger RNA from Paramormyrops kingsleyae, 2222 nucleotides. The record is from RefSeq and is a predicted model, not a curated record. Lineage: Eukaryota; Metazoa; Chordata; Actinopteri; Osteoglossiformes; Mormyridae.